UCUGUAACGCGCGAUUUAAAUUCGCGCCUUUCGUGAAUGUAUUGCAUUACGAUUUCCGGUGACGACGUGUGGUGAAUAUCGGACUCUAAAGUCUCUUCUCUUUUCCGGUUCUUUUGGAACGUAUAUCAUAUUUGUGCAAAAUGGCUAAACGCACGAAGAAGGUUGGAAUCACUGGUAAAUAUGGUACUCGAUAUGGUGCCUCUCUCAGAAAGAUGGUUAAGAAGAUGGAAAUUACCCAGCACAGCAAAUACACCUGUACCUUCUGUGGCAAGGAUGCUAUGAAACGGAGUGUAGUGGGUAUCUGGUCCUGCAAACGUUGCAAGAGGACUGUUGCUGGAGGUGCAUGGGUAUAUUCAACAACUGCUGCUGCCUCUGUUAGAUCUGCUGUCAGGAGGUUACGUGAAGUUAAAGAACAGUAAAUAAAUGUAAUAUGUAGUUCAUAAUGA
Bombus pyrosoma is the source of this 446-nucleotide messenger RNA. It is a transcript of the gene RpL37A, whose product is annotated as 60S ribosomal protein L37a. The record is from RefSeq and is a predicted model, not a curated record. Lineage: Eukaryota; Metazoa; Arthropoda; Insecta; Hymenoptera; Apidae. The transcript has 3 exons. Bases 141 to 419 code for a protein of 92 amino acids. Gene Ontology annotation, cellular component: ribosome. Gene Ontology annotation, molecular function: structural constituent of ribosome. Gene Ontology annotation, biological process: translation.